AUGAACAUUGUAGAAAAACCAAAAGCCUUUUUUAUUUGUAAAUUUUUCUUUUUUUAUUAUAUUUUUAGAAAGCCUUCCUUCCAACUUGAUCCAUUGAGAUGUAAAAUAAAUAAUAAAAAAAUUCCUUACGUCUGUGUUAUUCAGAUAUUGGGAUUAAGCUAUUACGGGCAAAGUGUGUGUCUAUAUAUACACGAUUUUUUUCCUUUUUUUUAUAUAUUAAUACCACCAGAAGAAAAGAAAAAUGAAAAAUUGGAAAUAGAAAUAUGUGAAUUUUUAGAGAAAGAAUAUGGCAAAUUAAAAAAGGAUGAAGUAAAUAAUGUAUGCAUAUAUAAUAUUGAAAGAGUUAAAAAGAAAUGUAUCUAUGGUUAUAAUGAAGAAUCUGAAUACUUUUUAAAAAUUUAUUUUUUAUAUCCAAAUACAGUUAAUUUUUUUGCCAGCUUACUGAAAAAAAAAUUAUUUAAAAAUCGAGUUUGGGACUUAUAUGAAGUUCAUAUAAAUUAUAUGCUACAUUUUUUAUGUAUGAAAAACAUUUAUGGAUGUUCAGAAAUAUAUGUAGACGAAAAUAUUCUCUUUCGAAAAAAUUUCUUCAGUGAGAUAAAUUUUGAGUGUUAUAUGAAAGAAGAUAAGUGGAAUAUAAAAAAAAAGUAUAACAUUGAAAAUAUAAAAAGAAACAAAUAUUUAGACAUAAAUUCUCCUACCUUCUUUACUAACAAAACAACAAAUGUUAAUUUUUCUCAUUUAAAAAGAGAAACAUUUUAUGAUAUUGAAUGUGAUAUAAAACAUCAACAUAUCUUGAAUAACGAAAUUUAUUCAUAUGAAUUUCAAAAGAAUAAAAUAAAAUGGAAAAAAGAAUUAUGUUUUGAUCUCCCUAUUAAUCAUUUAGACUCUUUUUCAAAAAUAUGGAUUAAAGAAAAAAAUAGAUGUAAAAGCAUAAAUUUUAAUUUAAUAAAAAAAAUUUUUUAUUUUGAAAAUAAUGAAAGUGAAUUAAAUUUUGAUUCUUUUGAAAUAUUGACUGAUAGAACUAAAAAAUUAUUUAACAGUUUUUUAAAAUUUAUAAGUAAAAGAGAAAAUGGAGAAAUUAAUGAAGAAAAAGAAAGAAUAGAUGGAAAAAACGAAGAAGAUCAGUGGAAUGAAGAAAAAAUAAGAAUAAAUAAAGAAAAUAUAGGAAUAAAUCGAAAAAAAGGAGAAGAAAAUGAAACAAAAAUAGAAAAAAAUGAUGAAAAAGUAGAAGAGAUUGAAGAAAAAAUAGUAACAAACUCAGAAAAAAAAGAAAAGUUUGGGGAUCAAAUAAAAAGAAUUGGAGAAAGAAGUGAAAUGAAUGAAGAAAAAAUAAUAGAUAUUAUAAUGAUAAAGGAUAAUGAUGAAAAAAUAAGAAGGGUUGGAGAAAAGAGAGAACAAGAUGAAGAAAGUGAAAUGGUUGGAGAGAUGAGAGAAAAAGAUGAAAAAAUGGAAAUGGAUAGAAAUAAUGGAAAAAAAAAUGAAAAGAAAGUUGUUGGAGACAUAGAAGAGAGUGAAAAAAGAGAAAGAUUUAGAAAAAUAGAGGAAAAAGGAGAAGAACAAUGUUCUCCUUAUUCUCCAUUGAUAGAAAAAAAUUCAUUUUAUAAUAAUAAUACCAUUUCACAUGAAAACAUAAUAAGCAACAAAAUUAAAAGUAUAAAUAAUAAUUUAAAUCAUAGAAUAAAUUAUAAUAUUAGUGGUAGUCACAAAUUAAGUAAUGAUAACUUAAAUUUAGAAAAUAAUAAGAUUUUAGAUUCGAAUAAUGAAUUUGAACAAUUAUUUAUUAAUUCAGUUAAUUCCACUGAAUCUUAUAUAGGAAAAAAUGAAAAAAGAAUUUUUAAGACUAUAGAGAGUGUUAUUACUUCUAGCAAUGGUAUGAAUGAAAAAACAAUAGAAAAAUCAGUAGAAAAAACAAAAGAAAAUACAGUAGAAAAAACAAUAGAAAAAACAAUAGAAAAAACAAUAGAAAAAACAAUAGAAAAAACAAUAGAAAAAACUUUAUCUGAUAAUCAUAAUAUAAAUGAAAAUAAUUCUAUAAGUGAACAAAUGCAUAAAUUGGAUUUAUGUAGUAACAAUAAUGAAAUGAAUACACAAACUCAUUUAACGAAUGCUUAUGUAUUUAAUGAAGGACAAAAGGAAAUAUUUUCAGAAAACAAUAAUGAAAGAAAAUGUAUAGCAUCAUUCAAAAUUAAUAAUGAGAGAAAAGAAAUUAUUAGAUAUACAUAUAAGAAAACAGCACCCAAAAUAAAACGAUGCUUUUCUAUUUAUAAUGAUUUUUCAAUUAAAAAUAAGGAGGAAAACAAAGAUUAUUACACAGAUGGUGAAAAUGAAGAUUGUAAAAAUUUUGUUUUUAAAAAUAAAAUUAAAUCAAUAAAUAACAGUGAAAAUUUGACUAAUAGUAAAAAAAAAAAAAUAAAUAUAAAAUAUGGAAAUUUAUUUUUCCUUGAAAUUUUAACUAAGAUAAAAAAUGAAAAUUGCUAUUCAUCAAAUUUCAAUGAUGACGAAAUAAAAGCUGUUUUCUAUUUAAUUAGAGAUGAGAGACUCAUGAAUUAUUUUGAAGAUUAUGAAGAUUGUGUAGGUAUUAUAGCUACUAAGCCAUUUCCAGAUAUUUCAAAUUAUUUUAUAGAAAAAGAAAAAAAAGAAAAAAACUUAGUAUUUUACCCAAAUAUAAAACAUAAUAAAGGUAUUUAUAUUUGUAAAGAGAAAUUUAUAGAGAAUCAAGAAAAGGAAAAUAACAAUGUAAAUUCAAUAAAAGAAAAGAUAUAUAAAAAUGAUGAAAGUGAUGAAUUCAAAAAUGAUAAUUUAAUCUUUUUUGAUUUUAAUAUUAAUUAUGAACAAAUUAAUAUAUGUAUAGUAGAAAAUGAAAUAGAACUUAUAAAAAAAUUAAUAGAUAAAAUUAAUUUUUAUUCUCCUAUUAGUAUAAUUUCAUAUGAAAAUGAUAAAUAUAAUGUUAAUUAUAUUAACCAAAGAUGCCUAGUUUUGAAAAUGGGAAAUUUUUAUAAACUAAUUAGUAAAUUAAAUGAUCAUUGUGAUUAUAAUGAUUUAAACAACACAUAUAAUAAAAAAAUAAAAGGUAAAGUAAUUGAGAGUUUAUACAAAUUAAGUAAUAUUUCUAAUAUUUCUUUUGAAAAUUUAUGUAAACAUUAUUUAAAUAUAAAUUUACCUAGUAUCAGCAAAUAUACCCUAUAUUAUUGGUAUAGCUUUUGUAAAAAUGUACAAAAUGAUAAUUUAAAUAACGAAGAUAAUAAAUUAAUAAAUUAUAAUAAUAAUAAUUAUGUACAUUUUCCUUAUAGAUAUAUAACUGUAAGAUAUUUUUUAAUGAGAAUUUAUUUUUCACAAUUAAUAUAUAAUAAAAUAGGGUUUUUAAAAAAAAAAAUGAAUUUCUGUAAAUAUAUUCAUAUGGAUUUCUUAUCCUUAAUUAAUAGGGGAUCACAAUAUAUUAUUGAGUCAUUUCUUCUUAAAAUGUCUUUAAAAUAUGAUUUUCUUUUAUAUUCUCCUUCUAAUAAAGAAGUAUUUGAUCAAAGACCUAUUUUACAUACCCCUUUAGUACUGCAACCAAAAAGUUCGAUUAAUUUUUUUCCACUUUUAGUUUUUGAUUUUCAAUCUUUAUAUGCAUCUAUUUUAAUUGCCUUUAAUAUUUGUUUUUCAACAUGUAUAGGAACAUUAACUUUAAAAAGAAAAAAUGAUAAAACAAGUGAAAAUAAAAAUAAUGGAAUUUUUAUUGACACUCAAAAGGAAGUUUUUUCAAAUAUUAAAAGGAAUAAUUUUGAAGAAUUAAAAGAAGAUGGUAGUGAUUCAGGAAACCAUAUGUUUAUUUCAAAUAAAUACAGAAAUGUUGAAAAUGAAUCAUUCACUAAUAUGAAUCAGAAAACUAUUUCCAACAAUAGAUUAAAAGAAGUUAACUUUAACAAAAAAUACACAGAUUGUUGUUUUAAUUAUAAUUAUGGUAACAAUUUAAACAAUGAUAAAAAUUUUAUUGAAGAUAAAGAGGAAGAAAUGCCAUUUGAAUUUUUAAAGUUGGGUGUAAAAAAAAAAGACAAAAAUAUUAUGAACAAAAUUAAAAAUUUAAAAAGUAGUGAUAUCAUUAUAACCAGUAACAAUACUUUAUAUGUGAAAAAAAAUAAAAGAAAAGGCAUUUGUAUUCUUUUUCUUGAAGACAUUUUGAAAACAAGAAUAAUGUUAAAAAGAUGUAUUGAAAUCUAUGAUAAUAAAAUUUCAGGAAAAUUAAAAGAAAGAAUAGAUAAUCUAAAAUUAAUAUUAAAUGUUGCUACUGGAUAUAUAGGAGCAAAUUUUUCAGGAAGAAUGCCAUGUGUUGAUAUAUCAGAAAGUGUUAUUAGUUUAGGUAGGAAUUUUUUAUUAUUCACGAUUGAGUAUAUAAGAAAAAAUUAUAAGUUUUUACAAGUAUUAUAUGGGGAUACUGACUCUUUAUUUUUAUUAAAUCUCUCCGAUGAUAUAACUUACUCUUUUAAAAUUGCAUAUGAUAUUUUAAAGAAUAUAAAUAAUAUUUUGCCGUCACCAAUGCAUUUAAAUUUUGAAAAAAUAUAUUUGCCUUCUUUACUUUUAACAAAAAAAAGAUACUUUGGUUUUACAUAUAAAAAUGAAAAUGAAGAUAAACCUUUUUUAGAAUUAAAAGGAAUAGAGAGUGGAAGAUCAGAUCAGUGUAAUUUAGUAAAAAAUGUAUUAAUACAGAUUUAUUUUAUCUUUUAUUAUUUCAGAAAUAAUUCCUAUUUUUCAUAUUGUUGUUGUUGUUGUUAUCUCUGUAGAAAUUUUUUUUAUAAUUUUGUUUGUUCAUGUAAAAAAUCAAAUAUUCAUAAAACAUAUCCAUGUUUUUUAUCAAAAAUAUUAAAAAUAAUUUUUCAGUUGUGUAAAAAUAGUGUACCUAAUAAAUUAGAAAUAUUAGAAGAUUCAAAUUUUAAUGAAAAUGAUAAGAUAAAAUUUUAUGAAUAUCUAUUGAAAUUAUUAAAUUUUGAUGAACAUAAUAUUUUUUUGAAAGUUUUGAACUUUUUGUAUAAAGAAAAGUACUCUUUUAUAUCGUAUAUAUUUAUGCAUUUUAACGAAAAUAUUUUAAAAGAAGAGAUUAAAAAAAUAAUAGAAAAGAACUACACAAAAAUAAUUAAUAAAAAAAAUGAUUGCUGUUUAACUAAUCCUCAUAAUAUUUUAAAAAUUUGCUUAUGUGUAAAAGAAAUUGAUCAAAAUAAUAAAUGCGACAAAUACAAAUGCUUUUGCAAUAUAAAGCAAGGAUUUUUUUUUUUUAAUACAAAAAGUGAUAAAACGAAUUAUGUUUUUAAUACAAAAAUGUUUUAUUCUCAUUUAUCAUUACAUUUAAAAAAUAUCUUAAGUGAAUUUUUUAAUCAAAUUUAUGAUAAUAAAAUUCCUUAUGACAAUUAUAUAAUAUAUAAAAAAGUAAAAUUAGGUACAUAUAAGGGAGAAUUACAAGGAAAUCAAAGAAAAGUUUCCUUACCACCACAAGCAGUAGUUGCUAAAAAAAUUUUAAAAAAAAUUCCAUAUAUUACUAUUUGUUAUAAAGAAAAAAUUCCUUAUAUUAUUACUAAAAAAUUAAAAACAGAUAAAAUUUGUAAUUCUGUAUCUCAUCCAUAUUUUAUUAGAGGAAUUCACAAACCUUGUAUUAUUCAUGAAAAUUUUGACUAUAAUUCCAAUUCUAAAGAUAAUCAUAAAAAAAUAAUAGAAAUAGAUAAAAUUUGUGAAAGUAAAAAUUGUAUUAAUUAUGGUGAAAAAGAAAAAUGGGAAAACAAUACAAAUAGCAUUAAAGAAGAUAAUAAGAUGUUUUCUGCGAAAAAUAUAAAAAAAAAAAAACUAAAAGAAAUAAACUUUGAAUAUUACAUACAAAAUUUAAUAUUGCCACCACUUGAAAGAAUGCUAAACUUACUACCUUUUUUCCCAGUUAAUGCAAAAGAGGUUUUUUAUAAGACAAAAAGACAAAAUACCUCUAAUAAAAAAAUACUAGAAAUUUCUUCAAUAAAAUCUAAUAAUACAAAAGAUAUUUUAAAAAAUAAUGAAAAAGUAGAAAAAUAUUAUGAAUUAGCAAAUAUUACAGAAGAAAAGGAUAAAAAAAUAGAAUUAAUGAAUGAAGAAUUAGAAGAAAAAAAAAUAAAAAAUAAAAUAAAAAUAAAAAUAGAAGAUGAAGAUAUAAUAAUAAGAAAUAAAAUAAUUAAAAGUUAUACUGAAAUAAAUAAGUCUCAGAAUGUAAUAAAAAAUUUAAAUAAAAUUUGUUUAAUGUGUUCAAAUUCAGAAAUGGAAGCUUUAGCUUGUCAAUAUUCAAUACACUGCAAAAUAUUUCUUAAAAAGGUAAUUUUACAAGAAAACAUUUCAAAAAAUCAAGAGAUUAUAAAAAGGCUUAUUUGA
Molecule: messenger RNA, 6360 nt
Organism: Plasmodium gallinaceum
Lineage: Eukaryota; Apicomplexa; Aconoidasida; Haemosporida; Plasmodiidae
Product: DNA polymerase zeta catalytic subunit, putative
Exons: 4
Coding region: 1-6360 (2119 amino acids)
Biological process (GO): double-strand break repair via homologous recombination; error-prone translesion synthesis
Cellular component (GO): nucleus; zeta DNA polymerase complex
Molecular function (GO): DNA-directed DNA polymerase activity; nucleotide binding; DNA binding
Source: RefSeq, a predicted model, not a curated record